Abrus precatorius (Indian licorice) is the source of this 1281-nucleotide messenger RNA. RefSeq names its product transcription factor bHLH18-like. Gene Ontology annotation, molecular function: protein dimerization activity. The coding region runs from base 1 to 1281 and encodes 426 amino acids. The transcript has 4 exons. Lineage: Eukaryota; Viridiplantae; Streptophyta; Magnoliopsida; Fabales; Fabaceae. The record is from RefSeq and is a predicted model, not a curated record.
AUGGCUAUAACUCCUUUUUCAAUAAAUGCCAAACAAAUAGUUUUGUUAACAGUGAAGAGGGUCGUAGGGAUCGAGCAACAAGCCUUGUAUUCACAAACUCACGACUCUAUGAAUUCUUCUUCUUCGUUGGGGAACAUAAACUUUGAACUCACGACAACCCAAGGAACGAAGAGGGUCAGAACCUCCUCGGAAACACAGGAUCACAUAAUGUCGGAGAGAAGAAGGAGACAGCAAAUGGCAGAGAGAUUCAUAGCACUUUCAGCAAUUAUUCCUGGCUUGAAGAAGGAAUUAGACGAUGAGAAGGAUCCAUUAGAGUUGGAGGAGUGCCACACUGAGGACGAGGAGUUUCUGAGAGAUAUCUUGCAGCAGCCAGCGGUGUCUUCUGAAAGUGAAAGUCAACCUUUUGUGCAGUUGACCGCUGCCGCAGUUACAGACGGUGGUAGCAGUUUAUCUUCAGAUGAGAUGGUUGGGUCGGAAAGGCCUGGGAAAAGGACUCGUCUAUCUUCGUCUCCUCAACCAAGGGCGUACAUUUUAUCUUUCGAUAACUCUACCAUAAUACCAGCUACCCCUCAACCUCAACCUCAACCUCAUGCUCGCUCUUCUAAAUCUAAUGCCCCUUCCUCCAAAAAACGGGCCCUCCAAAAUCUCACCUUUCAAUCAAAGCCCAAGCCCAAGCCCACCCAUGGACCAAAGAAGAAUAGAACCGAUUCCCAGACUCUCGAUCACAUUAUGGCCGAGAGAAAACGGAGACAGGAACUCACUGAGAGAUUCAUCGCCCUUUCCGCCACUAUUCCCGCCUUGAAGAAGACGGACAAGAGUUCCAUACUUCGCGAAGCAAUUAAUUACGUAAAACAACUUCAAGAACGGGUGACGGAGCUAGAACAGCAAAACAAGAGAGGCAAAGACUCCAUAAUAAUCCUCAAGAGGACUGAUUUGUAUGCAAAUAAUGAAGAUAACACUUCAAGUGAAACAAAUUCUGAGGAUUGUUGUAGAACCAGCGAAAUGCUCCCUGAUAUUGAAGCAAGAAUGAUGGAGAAUGAGGUACUCAUUGAAAUCCAUUGUGAGAAGGAAGAUGGGGUAGAGCUCAAAAUACUGGAACAGCUUGAAAAUCUUCAUCUUAGUGUCACUGGCAGCAGUGUAUUACCCUUUGGGAAUUCAACUCUUGGCAUUACUAUUAUCGCUCAGAUGGGUGACGCCUACAGAACGACGGUGAAUGAUCUGGUGAAAAAUCUAAGGCACGUGCUGUCGAAUCACAUGACUAUGAAUCCUGAUCCGUACUAG